AUGUACGCUGUCUAUAUUCUGCCGGGUCUUCUGGCCGUCGCCUCGGCUUAUGUGACGACAUCAUCGAUGUCGAAUUUGCAGAAUGGAAAUUGUAGAAUACAGAAUGGUUACCUGUACGAUGGAUCCACAACUCGCCAGCUGACCUCCUCGGAGACGAUGCAAGUACAACAAUACCAGAGCGGCAUGGGCAUGAGCAACACCGGCUACGGCUCGUCCUACAACUCGGGCUACGGUAACACCGGCUACAACGCCUACGGAUCCAGCUACCCCUCGUCCAGCACAUCGAGCUACGGAUACGGUAACACUGGAUACGGUAACACCGGAUACAACACUGGCUACGGCAGCAACGGCUACAACACCGGAUACGGCAGCAAUGGAUACGGCAGCAGCUCGUAUGGAACUGGCUACGGUACCGGAAGCGGAUAUGGCAGCAACUCGUACGGUACCGGAUACAACUCUGGGUACGGUUCCGGCACUGGGUACAACAGCGGAAUGGGAACUUCUUACACUGGAUCCACUGCGAACGGCUACAACACGAUGUACGGCAGCAGCUCGAUGGCCAACAUGCCGUGCCUGUGCACGUACGCCACCUGCGCCACUCGCUCU
Molecule: messenger RNA, 606 nt
Organism: Mesorhabditis spiculigera
Lineage: Eukaryota; Metazoa; Nematoda; Chromadorea; Rhabditida; Rhabditidae
Source: the annotation of a GenBank genome assembly